GCUUUGGCUGGGUGCCGCCGUCGCCCGAUCCUGGGCGGGCUGGAGGACUGCGAGGCGCUCCGUCGAGACUUUCCCAGCGGGCAACGAGCCGUGCCCGCCCCCGGUGCUGUACAACCAGCGGUGGGUGCAGCUGGCGAUCCUGGCGCUGCUCGCCCUGCUGAGCGACUGG
This is a messenger RNA of Prorocentrum cordatum, 169 nucleotides long. NCBI's taxonomy places the organism in Eukaryota, Dinophyceae, Prorocentrales, Prorocentraceae. The record is from the annotation of a GenBank genome assembly.